Cladophialophora psammophila CBS 110553 is the source of this 1359-nucleotide messenger RNA. RefSeq lists its product as uncharacterized. The transcript has a single exon. NCBI's taxonomy places the organism in Eukaryota, Fungi, Ascomycota, Eurotiomycetes, Chaetothyriales, Herpotrichiellaceae. The record is from RefSeq and is a predicted model, not a curated record. The coding region runs from base 1 to 1359 and encodes 452 amino acids.
AUGGAGUUUGACUACUUACGUCCGUCCAAGUCCUUAGACUUCGGUAGAGAUGGUUUUACGGGGUCCCUGUCCGUAUGGCACGAACUUCUGCAGCUCACAGUUCCUGACGAACAAUGUGGCGUUGUAUUCGUUCGUGGUGACUUUCCGGAUAACGGGGAAGCAAUCUUGGCCCGAGCGCAAAGACGCAAUCAAAGGGGUACUUUCGGAUUAGAGCUGCUCAUCCCAGAGGAGGCCGAAUAUGUUCUCGAGCGCACGCCUGCUCAAGGAAUGAUUAAUCUACGGUGGCCAUACACGAGGUUCAACUUCGUGAAAAGGGACGAUUCACUUGGCUCAGCGGUAUUCGCAACUUUUACGGCUUGCUCUUUCAUCAAGGACCAAACUCUUUACCAAAUCCUCCGGGUGGCCCCUCAGUCCUUUUCCACCUCUGAGUCUGCCCUGAGCAAUGGAUCCAUCCCAGAAUCUGCAAUAAACAGGGGGCUAGACCUUGACAUUGGCGGUACCGUCCACAUCGGAUGUUGUUGCGAAGACAGGGAUUCUUCGACAUUUGCAGGUCGAACGGCGACAUUCUACGACAACUACUCGCCUUGUAAGCCCCCAAGGGGACUCAAGAGCUAUGUCAUGGCUUGUGAGAGUGCUUGUCACCAACGAAGGCUGGAAAUGCGACUAUGGGUUAAUGGACAACCUACAGAAUUAAAUCACGAUUUGUCGAAUCCCUCCAGGAUACAGCAACUUGGAGAGAGCAAUGAGAAAGGAGGUGCUACAGCAGUGUGGAGACUUCAUACCGUCACCAAUGUUGAAUGGACCAGGACUGAGCCCAUUUCGGCCGUUGCUUCCAUUUCCCUUGUGGACAGCAAGAUACCGCUUGACUUUCAGCCAAUGGCCAUGAUAGAAUCUGCUGACAUCCGCGAUUAUCUUGGAUAUUCCAAAGACUCCAUGAACGCCCCAUACCGACUCUGGUCACAAAUGCUACACCAGCCACCAGGCCCUCGAGCUUUCGAUCUAAACGUCAUCAGCAGAACAGUGGAGAACAUUAUAGGACUAUCGUCCGUUCCCGUGCAGAGCGAGGUCACCGCUUCAGACAGGCGGGAUGGGACGAAGGCGGCGGAUUUGUCACCUGUCCAGGUAUCCUCAGUCGAUACAAAUUUUCCAAAUGACAGUCAGACAGAUUCAGAGCUACGACUGCCUGAUGCUCGAAGUGGAACUUCUCAUCUUGUCCGGAAGCGGAGUGAGAGCUCGAUGAUCAAAACUAACAUCGCACUUAUCGGAAAUAUUGUCACAAGGCAAGUCGCCGAUCUUGAAAGUCUCUUGUACGUGAUGCCUAUUUCGUAUGUCACAAGCCACUUCACAUUAGUAUACUGA